Molecule: messenger RNA, 2313 nt
Organism: Diaporthe citri
Lineage: Eukaryota; Fungi; Ascomycota; Sordariomycetes; Diaporthales; Diaporthaceae
Exons: 1
Coding region: 1-2313 (770 amino acids)
Biological process (GO): carbohydrate metabolic process
Source: RefSeq, a predicted model, not a curated record
AUGUGUUCCCCAGCCAGCGAUCAACUCAAGAAGCGCACCUUUUACCCAGAUCGGUGGCCUCGCAAGACUGUCGACAUUGGAGCCAAUGGCGUUACAGUGUCAGCCAACCCUCUGGGGCAGAUCUACCAGAUCAGCGCUCCUUUGACCGCAGCAAACAAGUUUGGUAUUAUGGUGGCGGCGCCUUGGCCUCAAUUUGACCACGCUCAACGCCUCGAUCCAGAAUAUGUUCGGGAGUUCCGCAAAAUUCCUGAGAAGCUUCUCAUGCAACAAAUCAACGGACUCGGGCUCGACUUCGGAGGGCCGAAGGGACCGGUGGUGACACGACCCAGUCGGGACAGCAUCGGGAGCCAGGUUCAAUUCGAGUACCUAAUUCGUGGUGACACACUCUUCGUGCAGACUGCCUUGAAGGUUCAUGAUGACGGGACCGUAACCCACGCGAGCAAAGUCACUAACAUGGGCAAUACGGCUCAAAAUAUCCCAGUCACACUGGACCUGGCGUUCGCCGUGUCCAGAGCUGGGUAUGGGCAGCUUACUGAUCGGGGAGCUGUUGACAUGCCCGAUCCUUCGAAUUCCCUCGAUAGUUUCAGAGGCCCCAAUGGUGAUGGAGUGCUCGCGGUCGAGAACCGAAGCCUCGGUGGCCGAGUGUUGGCCCACAUCAUAUUCUACAACGAAACGACCAAUGACUACAUCGAAGUGAAGCGGUCGCUGUACGCGCAGCGAGGCAUGCUGCAAAGCCCGCCUCACAGGCCGAGCCAGGGGGCGACCCAAGAAAUUCGGUUGGGGCCCGGGGAGACCCUGAAGCUUGCAGUUGCGUUCCGUCCGGAGAAUAUCUCGUCGGCAGAUCCACCCGCCUUUUCCCCGGGGGUGAUACCACUAGACGAAAUUGCUCCCGGCUUUCUCUUCUCCCACCAAGAUGGCAUGUCCGAUUCCCGAGAGGUCGCCAAACGCCACAUUCAUGAACUCUGUGGUUUCAACUGGGACUCUGCCGAGACAAUCGAGAGCACGAUUCUCUGGGCCAACGUCAACUACAUCCUCGGCUGCUGCUGCGUGCCGAUGUCAGGUUCUGAAGGCGACGGAACCUGCUGCAUCGCAGACCACUUUGCGUUGAAUCUUGGCUGGCCUCGCGAUAACUACUGGCAAAUGAGACUCCUCAGAAAGCUCAAUUUGUGCAACCUUGCGAAUCUACUGCCAGAUAACUGGGGGAUUGCGAGGCAGUAUGACGUGAAGAUCUACCAAGCGCUCACUAGUCACCUCACUUGGUUGUUCGAAAUGGCCGUUACGCAGAUCGAGAUCGAUGGCACGACACGUCAUUUCUGGCGACGCUCAUAUUUGGUGAACGGUCAACCCAAGGAUGGAGAAGUGUUCCAACUAGAUACGCAGUGUUAUCCAUUCUUGGAACUUUGCGAGUACUUCGAGGCCUAUGGACACGAGCCCGAAACCAAGGCUGUCAUCGAGUCUAUUUUACAAACUGACUCUUUCAAGAACAUCCUCCACGAUCUCUUGUCCCGGCAAGAUGUUGAGACAAAUCUCUUCGCCUCGGACGAGACCCCGGCCGAUGAUGAGUUGGGCGACUACAAGUUCCACCUGUCCAGCAAUAUCCUGCUCUGGCACACCCUGUGCAAGCUUGGCGAGCUUCUUUCAUGCCCGCAAUUUAGACCACUAGCAUCAGCGACAGUGGACAUCAGAGCUCUGAAACGUCUGGCCGUAACGAUCAGGAAGAGCAUUCUGAUAAACUUCAGAAGCCGUCGAGCUUACUACACUGUCUACGAUGGUCAAAGAACCGUCUGGGACAUUCUUGCAUACGGAUUUGAUCCAUCCAAAGAGCCCGGGGAUCCACGACGGCACCGUUACUACCACGACGGCAACGACAUGCCGACGUUGUACGCUCCGGAGUGGGGUUUUCUAAAGAGCAACGAUUACGACGAAGAUGAAUCGAAUCUGAGAACGCUGUGGGAGAACACCAUGAUAUGGGCCUUCAACGCCGGUCCCGCUGAAGCAGGAUUCAACUCCGGUUACAAGGGAAAUGGCACCGAGCCGUUUCACGGCCUCGGAAGUGACCACAGUCCUGGUCCAUGGACUCUCGGUUUCUUCCAGGAGUGGAAGUUUGCACAGAUGGUCGGAGACGAGAGACGGGAGCACAAAGCAUGGAGCCAGAUUGUGGGAUCGGCCCAGUUUGACGGUACGUUCUCCGAGGCUGUGGACAUCUAUACCGGUGUGUGCACUUCAAAGACAUGGUUCAGCUGGCCAGGGGCAAUGAUCGCCGAGAAUCUCAUCGACGCCGUCAUCAAACAGGUCCAGCAUGGCGAGCCCUAG